This is a messenger RNA of Phytophthora nicotianae INRA-310, 961 nucleotides long. RefSeq lists its product as hypothetical. The transcript is spliced from 3 exons. Lineage: Eukaryota; Oomycota; Peronosporomycetes; Peronosporales; Peronosporaceae. Bases 69 to 503 code for a protein of 144 amino acids. The record is from RefSeq and is a predicted model, not a curated record.
CGUAUUGAUAUUUUAUAAUACCACUUGGAAAUAAUCAUUUAUUUCUACACGUGUCUGGUGAACUCAGGAUGGAUGCUGCAGGCAAAACGCUCAAGACAGCAAGCAGCGCGCUAGGGGGAUCAGCCGCCUCUGCCGCCAGCUCAAACUCUCUUCUGAGCGCUCACAGCAGUGCCAAUAACGUCUUGACAGCAGAUAACGCGGCUGCUAGCACCGGGAACAGCAUUCCAGUGGCAGCGGACUCGGGCCCCGUGUCGCUUGCGACGCUGCAGGAAGCCGCCAGGGCACAGAAGGAGUGGGCCAAGUAUGUAGCCUUCGACGAGGAUGGCAGAGUCCUGUUCAGUAACGUUAAGCCGCUGGAUGGGGAAGUCGCCGGCUUCUUGAAGCUCUUCAACAAGCGCGAGGACACAAUGGCGUCGGGGAUUGUGCUGCUGGGCGAGCAGUAUGACGUGCAUCGGUGCGAUUGCGAAAGUUUUUUUUUUUUUACCAGUUUACAACCAAGUUGAAGCUGACGAAGCAAUUGUUACACUUUCGGUUUACCGCUUGUUUUUCCUGCUGUAGAUUCCACCCGCCGCUCGUUUACGGUCGUCGCGGAGAUCCUUCGCUUGAGGAAGGAGAAGGUAUCGCGGUCUGCAAGGUGCAGCAGGGCAGUCGCUCGCUCUACUGCCUCAUUACUUACGUGUAUCCGACGCUGUCGGCGCGUGCCGUACCUCAACUCAAAGAAUUCUGUGAGACGUUAUUGGCCAAGCUAAGCUGAUGAGGGGGAUACACGAUCCGCGUCGAGAAAUACACAGACAUUGGUGUACUUCCCAAUAGCUGGUUUAGAUGGAUACGAAAUUGAUUUUACAUGAAUUCUUGAUGGUUUUUGGUACUACUACUGUAGUAUUUUAUCAUGAAACAUUGAUUUCCAGUACGCUUUAUUGGAAUGUUUUAAUGAAGAACGAUACAAGGUGGCAUCCUGAAG